This is a messenger RNA of Sorghum bicolor (sorghum), 564 nucleotides long. RefSeq lists its product as uncharacterized. The transcript is spliced from 4 exons. Bases 1 to 471 code for a protein of 156 amino acids. The record is from RefSeq and is a predicted model, not a curated record. Lineage: Eukaryota; Viridiplantae; Streptophyta; Magnoliopsida; Poales; Poaceae.
AUGGAGGAUUGGAUAAAGCGAUGCCAGAUACAACGAGCUUCAGGUGCAUGUAUGUCAGAAGCAGCAGCAACACUCAUCCAGCAUGCAGCAGCAGCAAAGAGCAGCCAGACUACAUUACCAUCCUUUCAGGAAGCCAAGGCAGCAGUCAUCGUCUUCGUGGUGGUGGUGGUGGUGAUGGUGAUGGUGGUCGUCAUGGUGGUGAUGGUGGCCGUGAUGGUGAUGUCCAUCGCGCGGCGGCGGGUACCCGUAGGGCUGCUGGCCGUUGUUAAAGUAGCCCUGGUACCCCGGAGGCGGCGGCUGCUGCGGCGGCGGGUAGAAAGGCCCCUGCGGUGGAGCCUGCGGCGGCGGGUACGGCUGCGCCUUGCCUGGUGGAGGAUAGGACUCCGGGACCUUCUGGUAGCUCAUGGCGCUGUCGUCGCCUCGCCGUGCCCUCCGAUCGACGAACUGGGCGCUAGCGUUGUUGGAGGAUGAUGUUCUAGUUGGCGGAGGAAAGCGGGCCGCGGACACGCUCGCGUGAUCUUGUACGAUUCGGAUAUAGUCGCGAUGAAGUUUAUUUACCAAAAA